Messenger RNA from Oikopleura dioica, 528 nucleotides. The record is from the annotation of a GenBank genome assembly. NCBI's taxonomy places the organism in Eukaryota, Metazoa, Chordata, Appendicularia, Copelata, Oikopleuridae.
AUGACGCACUUAUUCAAGAGACAACUGAUCAUGCUCACCGUUUCCGAACUCGCUCUAGCAACCAGUUUAGAGGACAUUUGCAAGGAUGUUUAUUGUACAAAGUGUUUCGAGUUGGUUUCAAUAUUCCGCCGUCCAAUUCCCGCCUGCCAAAAACUGCUUUCGCUGAAAAACUGCUGCAGCCUAAUUCUGAACGGAGCCGACGGCUUAGUCACCGUCCGCGCGUCUUCCUGCGUCGAUUUAUCCACCGCCAAGAUCAAAGUUGGCAGCCAGGACGAACUCGGCGCCUCGAGUGGUAUUAGCGAAGACGACCUCUCGAAUGUCAUCUCUCAGAAAAUCGAUCUCUUCAACCCAGACCAAGUGGAAGUCUGCGAGCUCAAACAAACAAUUGAACCUGGAUUACUUCUGCUCCUUUUUGGAGCCUCAAUCAUCGGAAUGAUCACAAUAUACAGUAUUUAUCUAUUGAAAUUUGGAAACUACAAGAAACGAAAGGAUUACGAGCAGCCCUUGCUGAACUCGCCAAAGAAAUAA